Molecule: messenger RNA, 3379 nt
Organism: Neohortaea acidophila
Lineage: Eukaryota; Fungi; Ascomycota; Dothideomycetes; Mycosphaerellales; Teratosphaeriaceae
Exons: 10
Coding region: 55-3111 (1018 amino acids)
Biological process (GO): proteolysis
Molecular function (GO): cysteine-type peptidase activity
Source: RefSeq, a predicted model, not a curated record
AGUCUUUCGCAAACGCACGAAAAAAAUGAGCUUCGUGGUCCUCUCCCUGCACAGAUGUGCGCCACCAUGGACUCCAUCCUCUUGGUGACAGCAAAAUCCGUCGAAGAGAUGGUAGAAAGCGACCGGGCUCACGACGAUGAGUAUACCGGCUUUGAGAACGUUUCUUCGGGCACUGCUCUCAGCAACACAUCACCGGCGCAAACCGAGAUCACUGCUAUGGAUUUGACCAUGACAGGAGAGUACUUGCUUGACUAUCCGACUAGGCAAUCGGCCCCGGAUGACGGCUUUCUGAUACCGUUUGUUGUAUCCACUCCAAUUGAUGGAAGUCAAGAUGUGGAGGGGAAAGAAAGCGAAAGCGGAGACGUCGGCAAUGGAAAGCUAUCUGGCGGAGAAUUGCACGGUUCUGUGUGUCAGGGCGCAACAGUUGACGCUACGCCUCCGAGGCAGACAACGUCGAUUGCUUCACCUGUCUCCGCUGUGGAUUCAACCCCAACUGCGUUCAGGACUCCUCUCGUGCCAGUAUCAAGGUUGGCGACGGAUUCGCAAGAUCCUCGACCGGACUCACGAGCAACAUCCACGGCAUCGAACUCUUGCGGCGGCUCGACAGAUCAAUCUCCAGUGUUGUUCUCAGCGGAUGCCGGAACUCAUCAGAAAUGGUCAUCUCCUCUGGCAGCAAAGCAAGGUUCUCUUGUCUCGACUCAUGUAUCAUUGGACGGAGAAGGCUGUUCUGCAGGCUCAUCUCUGGAACUGUCGAUCUCACCUUCAGACCAUCACAACGUCCGCUCAUCAACACCAUCUCGUACGGUGCCAUGCUCAGGAAGCCAAGAGCCUAUAUCCCAAGAGACUUCAAUGGCCUCCCCAUCGGAGCGAAUACAGACGCAGAGCUCUAAUAGCUUGAACUUCACAGCUUCCGUUCAGCCUCCAAUCGCUCUCGAAGACAGGAUACGCAUCAGCUACGAGACUUUCGGCCUCGAUGGCGGUCAACUCCAAUGGAGCUUUGCACCUCCACCAUGCGGGCAGCUCGGCUUCCGCAUAAAUUUAAGCGCCGUCGCAAAAACAAAAGCUGCCUUGACGAGCUUGAGUUUCAGUCAGCUUUGUCGUAGGAGGGACCAGGUUUUGGCAUCAAUUCCGAUCGCUGGCGGUCCGAACAGGUCUGAUAUCAAUCUCGUUCGCAGGCUUUGCAACGUACAAUGGACACCCGACAAGCCGCUUGGCCUUCGAAACAUCGUCCUCGAGCUAUCAAGGCAGCUCGCGAUCAACAGGUGCGACAGAAGUCUAAUUCGAUUCAUGAUGUGCUCGGUACUUGCACUGAUGAAGGGUACGCACGAAGGAGAGUAUAAAGUCGCUGUUAAAGCAAUCAGCGAACAUGAGCUUCGAACGACACUGGCCUACAUGAGCUUCCAUCACAUCCUCAACGGACUUGGUGAGCGAUGGAAAGGCAAACACUUGACUGUUCUAGGAUUUCUCCUCAAGACCUCGACCAAUAACCUCAAGGCAUGCUUUCAAGCUCCAACGCUACCGGCAACACUGCAGCUGUUUCAUCAGAAGUUCGAAGACGCAGACUUUGCCCAGGGUCAUCUCCAGGCGAUCACCGACCUAAUCACAUUGUGCGUUCCACAACAGAAGAGAGCCGCUUUUGAGCGAUGGACGCCAUUGGGCAUAAUCCAGCAUCUCUUACAAGGCGUUGCAGACCCACUGGAUGUCGGCGAAGCAUUUGGAUACGAUAGUCAUUAUCAGGAGAGGGCGAGCCGACAACUGCCUGUUCUAGACAAUCGGAGAGGAUUGUGGAACCCACAAGACUUGUUUACCCCACGUCCAAUGAGAGUAUUUCCGAUCACAGAUUUCAGCGGCGCUGAAGGCGCUCAUCCUCCACGUAACACGGCUGGAAAGCGAUCGAGAGACGACACUGGCGGUCCCGAGAUCGAUGUCGAGAGCCCAUCGAAACGACUGAAAUUUGUGAAUACCGGAUUGGACGUCCAUAUACGUGAUGCAGCAUCUUCAUCUUCAAAGACUUUCAAUUGCCAAUCACUUGAGCAGAUGACAGAUCGCAAUGGCAAAGAAUGGAAACACAACAUCUCUCCCGAAAAUCAGAGAAGAAAGAGAAAUUCGACGAAUUACUCAUCAAGUAGAGUUGCUCGGCAUCUCAACAAAAGUAGUCUUGUGGCACCCGCGGAUGGGCCAAAACCCGACAGCACAGAGACAGAUUUAUCGUUCCAGCCAUCUCUGUCAGAUGUUCACGUCGUACCCGUCAGCACCGAUGAGGUCGAAUCAUCACGCCGCGAUUCAGAGCCGACUCCGUCUUCGAGGCUCUCACCGGGGCUUGAGAGUACCUGCGACGUUCCUUCUCCGAAAGACUUGACGUUUGGUCGGCUUUUAACUGCCAAAGUGCAAGCGUUUGCGGCCGAGCUUGAAGCUGAGGGGGAGACUGUAUGGACGGAGGACAAUGUGCCGUCCGUAGUUGCAGGUGUCUGUGGUGCCUCUUCCGUUUUGCGCCUCCGCCCUGACGAAUGGUACAAUGACGAGCUCAUCAACACGAUACCGAUCAUCGGAGUACACACGCAAAGUCGUUCCUGGCUUCUUCCCUCAUGGAUAUAUGAGAAGUUGAAAGCGAGAAAAUUUGAACAGCUCGACCUUUGGCGUGAUCGGCUUUGUUCUCGACGAUUAACCAGUUGGGUAUUCGCAGUGUGCGAGAACUAUCAUUGGAGAGCAGUGAAGAUUGAUUUCGACGAGAGAAUCAUCUCCGCAUAUGAUCCGCGAAACGACCGACUUGCUCUGGAUACGCUUCGGAUGCUCGGGAUCGUCAAGGAUUGGCUUUCUGCUUUCGAUCGCGGCUCAUGGACCCUCAGGCAUGCGGAAGGACCGUAUCACCCCCGAGAUACCACAAAUUGUGGUGUGUACGUCAGCUGGGUGUUACGGCAAUGGACCAAAGAGAGCCGAAUCGCUCCCGGACAGGAUGUAGACGCCUUGAACUUCAGAGAUGACGCUCUGACACUCCUGAGAAAUGCUCCUCGCGCGCGAGGACUUCCAGCAGCAGGAGAAGAAGAUUCUGCAUCUACCUCUUCCUCUGUGGAAGCUACGUUGUUCCAAUCCGCGAAAUCUGCUGGGAACUGAUUAUGGUAAAGAUUCAUGAGGAGGAUCGGUCGUUGAGAUCCGUUGGCCAAUUGCAAGAACAAAUUCGUGGGGAUCCACAAGAACAUGCUUUAGUUCUGUCUAUUUGACAAUGUAUCCGAUGCUACUGCGCAGGGGACUUGCAAUUACUUCCAACCAUCAAUCACUAAUACUUACUUUAAUGAAUCGGGGUGCAGUCCUCGGCACGGGAUCUAUCUGUAUAAUAAUUGGGCGCCAGGACGACCCUGAAAAGCCGCUCGCCACAUCUAAU